Molecule: messenger RNA, 1428 nt
Organism: Monopterus albus (swamp eel)
Lineage: Eukaryota; Metazoa; Chordata; Actinopteri; Synbranchiformes; Synbranchidae
Gene: gas2b
Product: growth arrest-specific 2b
Exons: 7
Coding region: 1-1428 (475 amino acids)
Biological process (GO): actin crosslink formation
Cellular component (GO): actin filament
Molecular function (GO): actin filament binding; cytoskeletal adaptor activity; microtubule binding
Source: RefSeq, a predicted model, not a curated record
AUGGACAGUGAAGCGGGAACAGUGAACAGUAGCCAUGACAGCCCUCUGAGCCCGAAGUACCUGACUGGGUUAGGGAGUAACUAUCUACCGGGGCAAAAGAACAGACACUCUGGACCGAGUCUCGCCAGUCCUCAAGAGUACAAUGAGUGGCUGCCCUACCGUCAUGAUGCCAGCCUUCUGCCCAUGAAGGAAGACCUGGCCUUCUGGCUCAACACCAUGCUGGAUGUGGACCUCACAGCAGACAGUCUAAUGGAUAGGUUGGAUAAUGGUGUGCUCCUUUGUCAGCUGGCACAGCUGCUCCAGGAGAAGAUGCUCCAUGCCAUCAAUGACAAGGUGAUACAGCAACACAAAUCCAUAAGAGUGAUCCACUGGCGGGCUGAUGCAACUUCUGGAACAUUUUUCGCCCGAGACAACACUGCCAACUUCCUCUACUGGUGUCGAAAGAUUGGCGUUGAUCAGGCUUACCUUUUUGAGUCAGAGGAUUUGGUCCUGCAGAGGCAACCUCGAGAGGUGUGCCUGUGUCUGAUGGAGCUGGGACGGAUUGUAGCCAGAUAUGGAGUGGAGCCUCCAGGACUGGUGAAACUGGAGAGAGAGACAGAGAUAGAAAGGGAGGAGGCAGGUGGCUUAUCGCCAUCACCCCCCUCCCCCCUCUCCUUUUUUCCUCCCACAUCACUGUAUUUGCCAUCACAGUCAUCCUUUCUCCGAGGCCCCUCUCCUCCUCCACCUGUGGCCCUCACUCCAAGCACAACCUGUCUGGCUGAACCCCUCACUGCCUCCCUCGCCUCUGAUCUUCAGUCAGCUACAACAGAUCCAGCACCUACAUGUUCAUCCCCUCCUCAGUCCUCCCUCACAGCCUCUAACCCUUGUACAACCACAACCUCAAAACAAGCACCUUUGUUCUUUUCAUCUUGCGCCACUUACACAUCUGCUUCACCACCCUCGCCAGGCCAAACCCUGCUGUCCACUGUCUCCUCUACCACAAUAAACAACCGCACUCCCACAACUGCACCUCCCAUCACCUCCGCACCUGGAGCUCGGACUCCUCGAUCAUCCAGAAAAUCCACCAGCCGGAGGAGUGCGGGCGCUGACAACAUUUUGGAUGAUAUUGUGAGAAAGAUUAUUGAAAAUCCCCCCUGCUGCUGUCCCACCAAGUUCCUCGUUGAGAAGCAACCUAAAGGCUGCUAUCGCGUUGGGGAUAAAGUUCUUUACAUACGGAUGCUGAACGAGCGUCACGUGAUGGUACGUGUAGGCGGAGGCUGGGAGUCCUUUGUAAGUUACCUGCAGAAACACGACCCCUGUAGAGGAGGAGCAGGAUUAGCUGCCAGGUCUGUGGUCAGGGUCUGUAGGGACAACAUGACACCACCCAGGCUGACCAUCUCACCUGACAGCUACAUGGUGGUCGGUGCCCAUUACCGUGGCAAGAAGUAG